AUGGGCAAAGUCAGCUCUAUGUUCAGGAAUCUUUCAUCAAUCCCAUCCCACUUCGUUCCCAUGGCAUCCCUUCCUACCGGCAUUGAACCGUGGAGGAUACCAGUUCCCGACGGUAUCAACUUGUGGAUCAAACGAGACGAUAAGAGCGGCAUGGGGCUGAGCGGGAACAAAGUGAGAAAGCUCGAGUUUCUCAUGGCAGAGGCUCUUGCUCGCGGAUGUGAUUGCGUUGUCACCAUUGGAGGUGUCCAGUCGAAUCAUUGCAGAGCAACUGCUGUUGCAGCGAAGAAGCUGGGAUUAGAAAGCUAUCUCAUAUUGCGGCAAACUGAUGCUGAACUGCAACAAAAAAUCGAUCCUGGUAAAUGCCUUCGUAUUCCCAGCAAAUCGUUCACAUUCCAGCCAGGGUUGACCGGCAAUCUGAUGAUUUCAAGGAUGGUUGGAGCCAAUCUUGUAAUGGUAUCAAAGUCAGAAUAUGCCAGGUUCGGUCAGAAAGUGCUUCUCAACAACCUGAUAGAGCAACUGGAGCAGGAGGGGAAAAAGCCAUAUGGUAUUGCUGUUGGUGGUUCUGUACCCCUCGGAGCGUGGGGUUACAUCAAGUUUGUUCAGGAGCUACAGGAGCAGGUCAUUUGCGAUCUUCUCUGA
Molecule: messenger RNA, 639 nt
Organism: Guillardia theta CCMP2712
Lineage: Eukaryota; Cryptophyceae; Pyrenomonadales; Geminigeraceae
Exons: 6
Coding region: 1-639 (212 amino acids)
Molecular function (GO): D-cysteine desulfhydrase activity
Source: RefSeq, a predicted model, not a curated record